Molecule: messenger RNA, 1565 nt
Organism: Nematostella vectensis (starlet sea anemone)
Lineage: Eukaryota; Metazoa; Cnidaria; Anthozoa; Actiniaria; Edwardsiidae
Product: pleckstrin-2
Exons: 12
Coding region: 1-1155 (384 amino acids)
Biological process (GO): actin cytoskeleton organization; intracellular signal transduction
Cellular component (GO): plasma membrane
Source: RefSeq, a predicted model, not a curated record
AUGGCUUCAUUAUCUCGUAGAAAAAUCAAGGAAGGAUAUCUAGUAAAAAAGUUUGGUUUAUGGUUUGUGCUCUAUGAUGAGAAGCUAUGCUACUUCAAAAAGAAAGAGGAAACAGACCCUGCAGGAUGGGUAGAUUUGCUUGGAUGUUUCAUUGUUAGCCCAUGCACAGAAUACACCAAAAAAGAGGGUGUUUUUCGUCUUACGAGUGCAGUUGGUACAGAAUAUUUGAUCCAGGCUGCUAAUGAUGAGGAGCGGGAUAGUUGGGCUAACUCCAUAGCUAAUGCGAUAAGAGAUAGUGAAGCUAAGCACAGGAAAGCCAAUGCAGUGAAAGAAAAUUCACAGCACAGCUCACAGCCUUUGGUCUCAAUCUCUACUUCACGUUUACUGGAGAUUGUGAAUGCGAUGCAAGAUCCAGGUGCAGGUGUUACACUUGGUAGCCAUUCCUGUGCAAGAGAAGAAAAGAUUUACAAGUUGUGCUUUACUGGAACUCAAGUGGUUGACUGGCUUUUAAAGUGGUCUUUUGUGAGUGACAGAACAGAUGGUUUUCACCUUGCUAAUGCUUUGCUGGAUGAGGCAUAUCUUCAACCAACUGGACGAACCAGUAAAGCUUCUUUUAGACGAGGGAAAAGUGAAGGUGGCGUUAGGGCUUUCCUUGACAACAAUGAUGCCCUAUAUAGAUUUUCCGCCUUGAGGUACAGCAGUAACCAGGACGCACUGGACCUUGAUUCAUCUGAUGACUCCACAGAUUCUGAUGAUGAGCCAGUCAGAGAACCUGUGGGCGUUAUCAAAGGAACAGUUGUCAAAGAAGGCUUUCUAGAAAAGAAGGGUCACCUGCGGCAUAACUGGAAGACACGCAAGUUCAUUUUGUGUUCCGAUCCACCUGCAUUGUACUACUGCAAACCCUCCAAGGGGAAUCUUCCGGUCGGCAAACUCAAGCUUGAUAGCUGUGAAGUGAAGGCAAUAAACAAAGAUGACGAGAUUGCUAACAGCUUGCAGAAUGGGGCAGGCGGCUCUGACCCCAAAAAGACUGCGUACCUAAUCAAGUUGAGGACCCGGAAAGGAGCGAAAUUCGUCAUGAAAGCUGCAUCGGAGAGUGACCGCCGAGAAUGGCUGGAGAACUUGCAGACUGUGUGUGAGGACUCCAUGGUGGAGUGACGUCACAGAAUAUAUCAUGCAUAAAAAUAGAAAAAAGACAUCUUGUGUGCCAAUAAUUUGACUGCUGUACGUGCCAAACAAUGCAUGGUUCAGUGUAUUUUAACUAUGGUGAGAUAGGCCAAUUCGCAUUUAAUUGGGCUGCCUCUGUAAUAUCGUGGAAACGAGGCUUUUUAGGGCAUCCAUCCGCGCGUCCUCAAUAUGAAUAGUUACAAUUUCGCGUUACUACGAAGGAAGCAUGUCUGAUUAUUGUUAUUUUCUACGUUACUUGGAGAGUAAAGGUCACGGCGAAGUUUGGGGACAGCUUCUCGGCUGCCAGAAAGUGGAACUUUAGAUAAAAUUGCUGUAAACCCAUGCGGUGUUAAGCAGCACAAGUGUCGUGUUUUACUAUAUAAAGACGCUUUCAUUCAUAA